AUGCGUUCACCUCAUUUGGCUGCUUUAUCUGUUAUUGAUGCACAAGGUAGACAUGUUAGUCUUCUCAACGACAUUCCUGAACCCAUCCACCACCAUUCAUACGCAACCAUCCAUGUUGGAAAGCGUCGUUACCAUUGCAACAACCCUGGAUGCAAUAAGAGCUUCACCACAAGUAGUAGUCAUCUUUCACGACACAAGCGUAUCCACACAGGCGAGAGAAACUUCCAUUGCUUGUAUCCAGGUUGUCCUUCCCGGUUCUCUCGGCAAGAUAACAUGAUGCAACAUUACCGCACUCAUAUGGCACCAAGAUCACGUCGGAAACAACAUCAUCCAUAUCCAUACCCUUCAUCAUCUCCGGAAUCCACCAGCAGCAUUCACACGAGGGGAACUACCAUUCACAAAAUGAUCAUGGCCCCUGUACCUUUAAAACAUGCAUUUAUUUGUUCGGAUGCAUUAUAUACGGUUUAUCGGCCAUGUAGUCCUCCUUUACCAUCACCACCCUUGUCGCCACCACCACCAUCACUUUAUCGGAAUAGCAGCCUAUUUUCUGCUACACCACCACCACGUACAUUAGAACCAGCCAUUGAAUCAUCACCGCUUAUCCAUUCACCAUUGAAGCAUCAUCAUGACAAGCACAUCCCAUCAUCAUCAUCAUCAAGCUUUCCUACGACAUCCAAUCUAGCAUUACAUAGGCACGCUUUAAAAAGUUUUGGUUAG
Molecule: messenger RNA, 717 nt
Organism: Lichtheimia ornata
Lineage: Eukaryota; Fungi; Mucoromycota; Mucoromycetes; Mucorales; Lichtheimiaceae
Exons: 2
Coding region: 1-717 (238 amino acids)
Biological process (GO): regulation of transcription by RNA polymerase II
Cellular component (GO): transcription regulator complex; PcG protein complex
Molecular function (GO): DNA-binding transcription factor activity, RNA polymerase II-specific; RNA polymerase II cis-regulatory region sequence-specific DNA binding
Source: RefSeq, a predicted model, not a curated record